UACGGACCGAUCAUGGGUGACUGGAGCUUUCUGGGUAAUAUUUUAGAGGAAGUGAAUGAGCACUCAACGGUGAUCGGCCGGGUGUGGCUCACGGUCCUCUUCAUCUUCCGCAUCCUCAUCCUGGGUACUGCGGCAGAGUUUGUGUGGGGCGACGAGCAGUCAGACUACGUCUGCAACACGCAGCAGCCCGGUUGCGAGAACGUGUGUUACGACGAGGCGUUCCCCAUCUCCCACAUCCGCCUGUGGGUUCUGCAGAUCAUCUUUGUGUCCACACCAUCUCUGGUCUACGUGGGCCAUGCCGUGCACCACGUCCACAUGGAGGAGAAACGCAAGGAGCGUGAGGAGGCCGAGCUGAGUCGCCAACAGGAGCUGAGUGAGGAGCGGCUGCCACUAGCGCCUGACCAGGGCAGUGUGCGCACCACCAAGGAGACCAGCACCAAGGGCAGCAAGAAGUUCAGGCUGGAGGGCACCCUGCUGAGGACCUACAUCUGCCACAUCAUCUUCAAGACGCUGUUCGAAGUGGGUUUCGUAGUGGGCCAGUACUUUCUGUACGGCUUCCGCAUCCUGCCGCUGUACAAGUGCAGCCGCUGGCCCUGCCCCAACACUGUAGACUGCUUCGUGUCCCGGCCAACAGAGAAGACAGUCUUCAUAAUUUUCAUGUUGGCCGUGGCUUGCGUCUCGCUCUUCCUCAACUUUGUGGAGAUCAGCCACCUGGGCUUGAAGAAGAUCCGCUUCGUCUUCUGGAAGCCAACCCCGGGGCAAGCCCAGGGUGAAGGCCUGAGCCCCCUGCCCCCCCCAGGGGGGAUCCUCAAGAGCCUGCCUCCCCUGGCCGUGCCCUCCAUCCAGAGGGCCAAAGGCUACAGGCUGCUGGAGGAGGAGAAAGCCCCGUCCGUGACCCACCUCUAUCCUCUGGCAGAGACGUGCAUGGAGGCAGGGAGGUUAACCCCCCUGGCACCGCCCUUCCAGUGCAUGGAGGAGAAGGCGGAAGAACUGAGGCACACGGAGGAUAUUUCUAAGGUGUACAAUGAGACCCUGCCCUCCUACGCCCAGACCACCGAGAUAGGGGAGGACACACUACCACUACACCAAGAGGAGGAGGAGCAGGAGCAGCAGGAGGUGGUGGAGGAGGACAAAGAAGAGGAGGAAGUGGUGGAGGAGGUGGAGGUGGUGGUGGACGGGGAAGGGGGACCUCCAACCGAGGCGGAGAUGGAGGUGACGGAUACGAUAGAAGACACCAGACCACUGAGCAGAUUGAGCAAAGCCAGCAGCAGGGCCAGGUCAGAUGAUCUCACCGUAUGAACCUGUGAGAGAAAACACGCGCACACACGCACACACUUACACCGAACACAGGAGAACAUACACCUAACUCUAGACAACACACACUUAAAACAGUAGGGCUUAACCAAGGGAAACACAUGUAAAUCCAACAGGGAUAGAUUCAGUCACAAGUUGCAUAUUACCCUUAUGACGUGGGCAACAUAAUUCAACAAGGCAAAGAAAGAUCUGAGCUUGUUUGUGAGAUAAGUGAAUAUUAUAAAAAGUAGCGGUUAACAAGAGGAGGGAUAGAUUUUUUUUCAUUAAGCGUGUUCUUAUGUAGAAAAUGUAGAAAGGGCAAACAUGCAGAAAGGGGAAAAUAUUUUUACUUUAACAAUAACCAAUGAAAGUUCACUAAUGUUUACAUAUUCUGGUGGGGUUGAAUGGGUAGGGGAAGAGAUUGAGCAUAUAUUCCUGUCUGCAAGGCAGUAAUAUUACUGUAGGCAGGCAAGCACUUUCAUUCCCAUACAGUCAGUGACAGACUGCAAUUAUGUAGUUGAAAAACAUGUUGCAGGUGGAAGGGCUCUUAUACACCAAGUCCUUGCACAGAAAAAUCAUGGAACAAAAUUUACAAACUUAUGACUGACUCUUCAACACUAAGUUGAUAGUCAUUUUUUGGAUCAAAAAGAGCAUAAUUUUGGCACACAUUUCCUAGAGAACAGGGAACUCUGUGCAAGGCCAAUAUAACCCUCAUAUCAACUCAAUUACGCUUAGAUUUACAUUUCUUUCAAUUGAAGGGAGAUUUGCAUCUAUGUACAAGAACAUAUCUCUCCCUUUCAUGUUUAUAUACAGCGUUGUACAGCCAAAAAGCUGGGUAGUGGAGAAAAACAAACCCAAAAAAUACCACAUGUUGAAUGUCUCUUUUCAAUGUGAUUCUACAGCUCAUCUUUUGGAUUGCUUAUAUAUUUUGUUACCUAUAUAAUGCAGAAGUGUGAACUGUUAUAAUGAUGUCUUUUUGUGAAAGAGAGGAGUGCUGGUUUUGCCCGAUCACAGACUGGACCAUAGUAACAACCUCAGGCCAAAUCCUCUCUUUUCGCGCUGUACAAACAGGCUUCAGAGCGAUAAAGAUCAUGCACGAUCAGCACAAAGUAUUGUGGAGCCACAGACAAUAAAAGAAACCACUCUCACAUAUGAAAAACAAGCUUCCUUGACAUUGUUGUGGGGGAAAAAUAGUUUUACUUGAUUUUAUCUGCCCUUGAUGUUCCUUGCCCCUGUACAAAUAUGAAAUACUUGUUUACAAAAUUUUGAAAGAAAAACAAUAAAUGGUGAAUCUCAUUGUACAUAAACUAUCAUCCUAUCUGAUGUCUAAUAGCAAACAUAAUGUUGAGACACUUAGUUUAAGUUAUGAUAUUAUGUCUAGCUAAAUUACUAGAAAACAGUCAAGAAACAUCAUAAUACUGAUCAAGUCACUGAUUUGGUAGGGAAAAUUAAGUGCUUAUCAAAAUUGAAUCAUUAUUUCCAUAAUUACCAAAGACUUGCUUUGCAGAACUUUGACCUUUCUUAUCUCUGUCCAGAGAUGUUUUUAUUUUUACAUGUUUAAAAAGUUGUUAGAGAGCAGAAUUCUCUCUUACAAGUACUUUUUAAAUUAAAACAAAAAAACAAUUCCCCUUGAAAGGGAAGCCUUAAAGUAUGACUUAUGUGUAUGAAAUAUUUCUAUAUUUUUCUCUCUUGCUCUCUCUGCUUUAUUUAGAUUGCUUGGCUAUUUUGCUUUCCAAUGUAUAAUUGUAUGUGCUUUACCUGUAAAUGUAAAUUCUCAGAUGUCUUUGUAAAGGUUAAAGCACUUCCAUUGCUCUGGGAACUAUGUGAAUGUCAUGUCUUAAAUUCAACGUUUUUUCCCUUAGCUUUCAAAUAAUCCUUUGUACAUGCAACCCCCCCCCCCCUUAAUUUGUUAGGGAAAUGUAAAGUUUGUCUGCAAAUAACUGUACUUGCUUCUCAUUCAGUGCUGUGCCUUAAAGCAAAGCAUUGGUCAAUGCAGCAGUGGGUUUAUCCAGUGGCACAGAUCAAAUGGUGCAGAAAAGCCACACGCACAAGCACACACACACUCACACAUGCAUACACAUGUGCAUGCACACGUACACACACUUCCAGUGUUGGUUUUGGGGGUAUGAUCAAACGGCUCUAGACAAACUCUGACAGAAAGGCAGCUUUGACCCCUUUGUGACCCCUAGCCACUCAUUUGCUUCCCAUAAGCCAAUGCUUUGACAACCUUGUGAAUGAGACAACAGGCGUUUCACAAAUGCAGAAUAGUUUAGCACAUUUCAACACUGAAAUAUAUUCCAAAAACAAAAUGUGUUCUGGUUCUCAUGUGGUAAAUUCAUAUGACUGGUACAUAUGUGUUUUGUGUUUCAAACAGUUCCCCUUGCUUAAUCGUUUGUAAGAACAUUUGACUAAUCUUCGGAAAGAAAAUAUCACUUUUUACUAACUUCUAGUCCUCUUUGCUCCUAGUUGUGUGGCUGUAUGAUCUUUUGGACAGUGAACCAAGGCAAUAAAAGGUCACACGUGGGCAAGAA
This is a messenger RNA of Salmo salar (Atlantic salmon), 3824 nucleotides long. The record is from RefSeq and is a predicted model, not a curated record. NCBI's taxonomy places the organism in Eukaryota, Metazoa, Chordata, Actinopteri, Salmoniformes, Salmonidae.